AUGAACACUAUGGAUACCAAGCAACCAUUUGAAUCAUAUGUUGGAGAAAAGCCAUAUUAUCAAAGAUCAAUUCUACAAACAACAUAUGAUCAAAGCAUAAAGAUCUCCGGCGAUGUUUUCAGGGCUUUGGGAUUGAAGAUCAAGAUUCUGAUAACGAUCAUCUUUGGUGGCUUACUAAUUUCGUCUGUAAUCUUCCUAUCAUUCUCAAACAUCUUCAACAAUGAACUUCUUAUAGCUACCAACAACGAGGAAUUCGAAACACCAGGGGAUAAGUUAAUAGGAGGGCUUCUAACAGCGGAUUUCGAUGAACGUUCUUGCGUGAGUAGGUAUCAUCAAUCAUUGUUGUACCGCAAGCCUUCACCGUACAAGCCUUCUGAGUAUCUCGUCUCUAAGCUUAGAAGCUAUGAGAAGCUUCACAAGCGUUGCGGUCCAGGCACAGACUCUUACAGAGAAGCAACCAAGAAUCUUGGUCAUGGUGGUGAGAAGUCUGUUGGUGAAUGCAGAUACAUCGUGUGGGUCGCGGUUUACGGGCUUGGGAACAGGAUACUCACUCUCGCCUCUGUCUUCCUCUACGCUCUCUUGACAGAGAGAGUGGUUCUUGUUGAUCAAAGCAAAGAUAUAAGUGAUCUCUUCUGCGAACCGUUUCCAGGUACUUCAUGGUUACUUCCUCUUGACUUCCCAUUGACGAAACAGAUCGAUGGAUACAACAUGGGUUACUCUCGUUGCUACGGAACAAUGUUGAAUAACCAUGCCAUUAGCGCAAACUCGACACCGCCGCAUCUGUAUCUCCACAUCUUGCAUGAUUCAAGGGAUGAAGACAAGAUGUUCUUCUGCGCAAAGGAUCAAGCUAUGAUCGAUAAGGUCCCUUGGCUGAUUGUCAAAGCCAACGUCUACUUUGUCCCAUCUCUGUGGUUUAAUCCAGCUUUACAAGCCGAGCUUACGAAGAUGUUCCCGCAGAAAGAAGCAUCCUUUCACCUUUUGGGUCGGUAUCUUUUUCACCCGACGAACCAAGUUUGGGGUAUUGUCACUAACUACUACAAUGCUCACUUAGCCAGAGCAGACGAGAGGCUCGGGCUUCAAAUACGGAUUUUCAGCGACCAACCUGGAUAUCUCCAACACGUCAUGGACCAGGUCUUGUCCUGCACGCAAAGAGAGAAGCUUUUACCUCAAGUAGCCACGAAAGAAGGACCGAAAGCUAAUGUGUCGGAAACCCCGAAGCUUAAAGCUGUUCUUGUCACGUCUCUGUAUCCAGAGUACUCUGAUCGGUUAAAGAAAAUGUUUUCGGAACGACCGAGUUCGACGGGAGAGAUAAUCGAAGUUUAUCAGCCAAGUGGAGAAAGGUAUCAGCAGACAGACAAGAAGCUCCACGACCAAAAGGCUCUCGCCGAGAUGUAUCUCCUGAGUUUGACAGACAAGAUUGUUACGAGCGCGAGGUCUACAUUUGGAUACGUUGCUCACAGUCUUGGAGGAUUAAAGCCAUGGCUACUUUAUCAGCCGAAGGAUGCCACAGCUCCUGAUCCGCCAUGUGUUCGAUCUACGUCCAUGGAGCCUUGUCACCUUACUCCUCCUUCUCAUGGAUGCGACGCCGAGUGGGGAACUGACUCGGGAAAAGUUGUUCCUUUCGUAAGGCAUUUUUUCUGUGCUCUUGGUGUGAAGAUGAAGCUCGAGAUAACAACAGUCACUUGCUUAGUACUUUGCUCUGUGAUGUUACUAUCAUUCUUCAUCAUCUUUAAUCGCCAGCUUCUUGAUGCUACAGUCAUCAUCGAUUCAAAGGAUUCCGGAGAACCAGACGAUAAACUGUUACAAGGACUGCUUACUGCAGAUUUUGAUAAUGAUUCUUGUUUGAGUAGGUACCAGUCUUCUUCAUUGUACCGCAAGGCUUCACCUUACAAGCCUUCUCAGUAUCUCGUCUCUAGGCUUAGAAGCUACGAGAUGCUUCACAAGCGUUGCGGUCCAGGCACAUAUGCUUACAAGAGAGCAACAGAGAAGCUUGUUCACGAGGAGAAUCUGAGCACAUCUGUUGGUGAAUGCAGAUACAUCGUGUGGGUUGCUGUUUCUGGACUUGGAAACAGAAUGCUUACUCUGACUUCUGUUUUCCUCUAUGCUCUCUUGACAGAGAGAAUCAUUCUUAUUGACCAACGCAGAGACAUAAGUGAUCUCUUCUGUGAGCCUUUUCCUGGUACUUCCUGGUUACUUCCUCUGGAUUUUCCAUUGACAGAUCAGUUAGAUAGCUUCAACAGGGAAGAUUCGCGUUGUUACGGAACAAUGUUGAAGAAUCAUGCCAUCAACUCGACUAUGGCAGAAAGCAUUCCGUCGUACCUCUGUCUUUAUCUUCUUCACGAUUAUGAGGAUCAUGAUAAGAUGUUCUUCUGUGAAACAGAUCAAAAUCUUAUCAGGCAAGUCCCUUGGUUGGUCUUCAACACAAACCUUUACUUUAUUCCAUCUCUAUGGUUGAUCCCUAGUUUCCAAACCGAACUCAACAAGCUAUUCCCACAGAAAGAAACCGUCUUCCACCAUUUGAGUCGAAGCUCAAGUCACUACACAUCAAGAAACCCGAAACUCAAAGCUGUUCUUGUCACAUCUCUUUACCGAGAGUACUCUGAGAACCUAAGGAGCAUGUACUGGGAAGGCCCGAGUUCGACAGGAGACAUGGUGCAAGUUUACCAACCAAGCCAAGAAAUGUAUCAGCAAACAGACAACAAGCUUCACGACCAAAAGGCACUCGCUGAGAUAUACCUCUUAAGCCUAACUGAUAACCUUGUCACAAGCGACUCAUCAACUUUCGGAUACGUUGCUCAAGGUCUCGGAGGAUUAAAGCCAUGGAUACUCCACAAGCCAAAGAACCACACAGCUCCUGACCCACCAUGUGUUAGAGCCAUGUCGAUGGAGCCAUGUUUCCUCAGAGCUCCGCUCUACGGUUGUCAAGCUAAGACAGUGAAGAACAACCCUUUUGUUAUGUACUGCGAGGAUCGGGUCACGGGGCUUAAGCUAGUUGACUCCGCAGAUGAAUUUUGA
Molecule: messenger RNA, 3015 nt
Organism: Thlaspi arvense
Lineage: Eukaryota; Viridiplantae; Streptophyta; Magnoliopsida; Brassicales; Brassicaceae
Source: the annotation of a GenBank genome assembly